Symbiodinium sp. CCMP2456 is the source of this 3897-nucleotide messenger RNA. The record is from the annotation of a GenBank genome assembly. Lineage: Eukaryota; Dinophyceae; Suessiales; Symbiodiniaceae.
AUGCUGGAGCCAAGUGCCAUCCACAGUUAUGAGGCACCAGCCUACCGAAGCAACCCGCCCUCUCCCUCGGAAGGCCUACCGCCGAGUCUGCCUUUCCAUUGUGCAGUCCUGGAGUCCGCAGAUGCUUGCGGUGGUCCCUCCCCUGCCCUGCUCCACUCUUUGCGGGAGCAAGGCUGCAAGCUCAUCCUCGCCCAGGUAGAGGAUGUGGAAGAGGAGGAAAGAAGUCCGCCGAGGGAAAAAGUCAGUGCGGACAACAGCCCUUUCAAGCGAAACAGUGCGCCAAAGGCAUACCGACCCACAUCUCUAAAUCGGGAGUGGUUCGAUGCUGUGUUUGAUAAGGUGCUGCCCAUAACCGGCGAAGAGGGUGGAGGAAACAGUCCUCUAGAGCGCUUCUUUGCCGAUGAAGGCACGCCUUCAUCGCAAGCCGUCUGCUUCGCGUGCUCCGAUGCGGGGUCCAAGGCAUUUGCUGCUAUGGACGCUGGCCUCGUUCUCGCUCCGGACCAUGAUUUGGUGUGGCGCAGGACCGAGGAGGAGGAUGCUAUACAGUUGCCGGGGGCAGACUGUGCCUUGUCACAAAGCCCUACGGCGCGACAGCUGGCAUGGCUUCACGAGGUCUUCACUCAGAAGCUGUGGUGCUGCUGCAUGUGGCUUGCACCAGCUCCCGAAGAGCUUCGCCACAACGCUGGACUACCUAGCGACAGCCCCUCCGCCUACGAGCGUGCAACGAUAACGUCCGUGGCAAGCGGUACAUUGCAAGCGCUUGGCCAUCCGCCAUGGUCUUCAAAGUGGGAGACCUUUUUGCAGGAAGGCGAAGAGACCUAUCCUUGUAUGGCCGUUCUCGGUGAUGAGAUGUCAGCAUGUCCGGACUGGACCCCGUUGGAGCCACGCUUCCGCUGUCGAGGGACUUUGCGUGAGCUCGUUGCGCUCCCAAAGGUGGUUUUGUACUGCCAUUCUCUGGACGUUGGCUUGGCCAAGGUGCACCACCUUAUUGAGGCACAAGAUGUGAACGGCUUGGUCGUGCGAGUCAGCAGUAACCGCCUGUGCAGCUUGUGCCGGGAGGGGACUGCUGGGACCGAGAUGUCAGUGACACUAGUAUCUUGCAACAGCAAGAACUGGCCGGAUAUUUGCAUUCGCUCCAGCUUGUUGUGCAAGCAUCUUCCGAAAGGUUUCACUCUGUAUGGUUUUCCGUCUGUGGACAUUUCGAGAGGCAAGGCAAUGCUGACGGCAGCAUACCAGGACGAACAGGGCCAAAUAGUCCUGGUCCGAGCCUGGCAUCGGGUAUGCAAAGAUGACGGCAGAGGGGAUGUCGAACUGAACAUUGGUGGUGACAUGAACUGUGCAUCUUCAGUCCAUGCCCAGAAAGCUAGUGCGUUUUGGGGUACCGUCCGCAAAGAUGCAUGUGAGGUGGAUAUCAUCUUCUGCAAUCCCCGACGUGGAACUAGAUACACGGUGGAGAAGGUCGUGUCUGUCAUUGCCAACAGUGGUCGGCUGAGGCUGUCCUUGGGCGUCAGCGUUCCAGCCGGGAACUCCAGCUUCUGCAAGGUGAAGUACCAUACCGUGGAUGCGAGCGCCCUUGCGGGCCGCGAAUACGAAGCCUGUUCAGGCGAGCUCAUCUUUGAACAUGGCGAAGAUCACAAAGAGAUCCAGGUCGAAAUCAAUGACGACGACAACUGGUCACCCUCCACUGAAUUCAAAAUCGUCUUGACCCAUCCGCAGAACUGCAGGCUUGGACAAGAUCUGCAAUACUGCCGCGUCAAGAUCAUCGAUGAUGAUGCUUUUCCUGGCAAUAACCAUCGCGAACAGAUCCUCAAGGGCGAGGAUGCUAUAUGGAACAUCAGUGGCUUCUCCCUGUUUUUCGAAUUUUUCCGUUUGAACUUCAUCAGUGAAGGCAUGGGAUACAGAACUGUGCUGACUGUGAUGUUCGACCAGUUGAAGAACGCCUACCUUCUGCUGACCCUCAUGAUGAAAACCUAUCUCAUCAACGUGGUGCUGGACACGAGGACGUCCGAGGAUCGCCUGAUUCUGCCGGAUCGGCGCACUUGUGCCAUCGUCAUCGGCAUCCUGUACAUCGCGCCGCUCACAAUUCUUCACGUCUGGGACUACUAUAAGUUGUCCUUGGACGUGCAAGGGCGCACGAAGAUGUUCAUCCAGACCACCCUCUUUCGGAAGUAUCUGAACUACAGCGAGAAGUCAAGGCGCUCCAUGACCCCGGCGCAGAUGAAUCAUGCCAUCACACAGGAGAGUACGGACGUUGCCAGUGCCUAUGCUGCGGUGUUGGAGAUCGUGCAGAUGGGUGGUCGAAUCGUGCUGAUGGUCUGCUUCACAAUGAGCCAGGACCCGGCGUGUUGGUGGGUCGUGGCGCUCAUGCCCACACUCAUGGUCCUCUUCGGAAUCAUCCGUGGCGAUGCGAUGUCCAAGGUGACCCGGAUCUCUGGCGCAGUGCGGGAGCAAGUGGUUGCCUUCGUGAGUGAGUCCUGUGACAAGUACAGCUUGAUCGCCGAGUACAGCCGUCGGCCGGUAAUGAGCGAAAUCUUCGAGAAGAAGGCCAACCUCGCACGCUUGUCGGUCAUUCCCGAGCAGCAGGUGGCACUCAACAACAACUAUUUUCCGCAGUGGCUGGGACCCACCUUCAUCGGCGCUUACAUUGCCCUCUUUGCCGAGAGUGUUCUGGAUGGGUCGACGUCAAUGGGAGUGUUCCUGGCGAUCAUCUCUGUGAUCAGUGACAUGACCAACGACUUCGAGGGCAUUUUUAUUGAGCUGAUGAGCAUCAACACCCGGAUCGACUCUCUGAAGGUCUUGACUCAUUUCUUCAACAUGGAAUCAGAGCUUCCAAUCCUGCGCGAGCUGAACUUGCGGAACCGGGCGCUCACUCUGGAGGCGCGCCAGGAGGCCAGGAAACUCCCCGAGCCACCGCCGGAGACCGGACUCCUCAGGACCGAUCUCAUGGAGAUGAAGGUUGACGGAUUAUCCUUUGGAUACAAGAAAGACCAGCAACUCCUCAAGAAUGUCGGCCUCCUCCACGUCCCGCUGGGCCGGAUUGUCGCCUUGGUGGGAGUGCAUGGGUCUGGCAAGAACACCUUCAUGCGGCUGAUCUCCAGCAGAUUGCUUCCAGACGAGGGCUCGGUCUUCGUGCCAACUCACCUUCGGGUCCUUUUCGUCGCACAGGAUCCCGUUCUGCUGGAUGCCUCUGUCUGGGAGAACCUGACCUAUGGUGCGCCGGAUUUCGCGGAUCUGUCAGUGGUAAAGGGCGUCCUUGCGCACUUGAACAUGAAGUACGUGCUAGAGACGUUGCAGAACGAGAUGGGCGAGCCGGACGGGAAGAACUCUGAUGUUGAGCAAGGCAUCAAACAGCCCAACAGAUCUCCUGUGGAGAAGAUCUCGGACCUUGCUGAGCCGUUGACCGGUGACAACGAGCCCAGGAGCUCCAGAACACUUAGCAUGUCAGGAGGCAGCUAUAUGGAGCUCCCGAACAUAGAUCCGGCGGAACUGGCGGCCGACAUCAAGCAGGAGUCCAGCAAGCACUUGUGGCAAGAGCCCUUGACCUACACAGAGAAGGUCAAGAUAAGCCUCGCAAGAGCUCUCAUCAUGAACCCUGACAUGCUUGUUUUGCAUCGACCGUUCCACCACUUUGACAUCGGUACCGCCGACGACGUUUUGCAAGUCAUAAAGCAGCACCACGAGAACCGUGGCCUGUGUCUGCCGGCAGACGAGAGGAUAACUCGUCGGCCCCGAUGCGUGGUGUUCUCACCAGAGACGGUGGAGCAGGCAGUCCAAGCUCACAUCUUGUGGCAAAUCGAUCACAUUCAGAAGACUGUCCUCGAAGUGGGCAAGAAUGAGAUCAACCACCGCUUUGAGCCUGCGAGUGCCGGAAUCGCCAUGAACAACAAAGCAGGUUAA